AUGGAGACUAUGGCAUCAUGCAAGGUGGAGUUGCUCCAGAGCCUUCGGGUUGUUCAGCUCGAGCCUCGGGCAAGGGAUUGGAAUGCUCCGGUCCCUCUCACCCGCCGGAAGCUUGAGUCUGGUGAACAUCUUCGACCUCAUCUCAUCAGGAACGGUCUCUCCCUCGUGUUCUUAUCAGCAGUCCUUGAACUGAAGGCUUGUCUCCAACAGCCAAGACCGGACCAGACUCUCAAUCUGUUCGCAACCAGACUUGGCGAGCCUGUCGGUGCCCCAUUGGCGAGGUAUCAAACUGGGCUUCUGUGCUUCGACGACCCACCUGGCGGCUCAAGCAAGUCUUGUAUCGACGACGGUAUGCCGAGAGCAGAAGACAUCGAGCGUUCCCUUCACCGGCGACGGCGACAUUCGCGCCAGCCAGCGCUCAUUGCACUGGUUUUCUCAUCGCAAUGCCUUGACUUCGGCCCCGGCACUCAAGGUACUGUUUCGGGACAAAUUUGA
Messenger RNA from Pseudocercospora fijiensis CIRAD86, 495 nucleotides. RefSeq lists its product as uncharacterized. The coding region runs from base 1 to 495 and encodes 164 amino acids. The record is from RefSeq and is a predicted model, not a curated record. The transcript is spliced from 4 exons. Lineage: Eukaryota; Fungi; Ascomycota; Dothideomycetes; Mycosphaerellales; Mycosphaerellaceae.